AUGGCGCCAUCUAGUGGCAGCACGAGGGAACGUCGCUGGGCAGCGCGGUGUCAUUUGGUGCAGGGGAAGGUCCUCAGAAUUGCUGUCCUUUCUGGACGAAACGCUGCUUCACCUUUUAAUUUCCCUUUUUGUGUGUUAGAAAUUCGGGACUGGGAAGAUUUAGCCGAGUCAUCACAUUUGGCUCCACCCCGGAAUAGCAGCCCUCCGGAGUGGCCCAGCCCCAACCUCCAGCCCCACCGCAGCAGUUCGUCACGUGACAGCCACCCCAGGAGCGCAGAUUUUGCCUUCAACAUAUACCUUUUGGCUUCAAUGAGUAAAAGGAUUAUUGAUCAUAAACCUAAUAUUUUGAUUCAGAAGGAUUUAAGUUUGCAAAGGCAUCUGGGAGUCGGCAUGAAGCAAAAAACAGUCUUCUAUGGUACUUCAAAUCUAUGUCUUUUCAGUAAGACCAGUUCCAUGGACCAAACACAGAGUACCCCGGACCAGCCUUCUUCUGUACCUCCUUCCCAGCCCAAGAGGAAAAUGACAUCAAUGAUAGCUUUCUUUUCCAAGGUCUCUUGGAAAUUCAAGUUCCAGAAGCAGGAGUCUUCAAAGAAUGUGUUUUUCAUCUUGGCAGAAAGAGCUCGGGACCCCAAUGCGAAAAAGCGCCACCUGGCAAUGAGAGGCCUGGGCACCAUGGCUUGUGAAGCCCCUGACCAGGUGAGAAAACACAAGAAAAUUAUGCUAGAUCUGCUGGUGCAUGGAUUGUAUGACCCCGUGAGUUCUGAAGUCAUCCACGAGAGUAUGAAGACACUGACCAUCAUCCUGGGCAAGAUUCAGGGCAAAGGUUUGGGCUCCUUCUUCGUAGACAUCACGCUUCAGAUCAGGACUUUAUUGGAUGAUGAGAACGACAGCAUGAGAUACUUGGCCUUUGUCUUGCUCGGGCAACUGGCGGCCUUUGCUGGGUGGAAAUGGAAGAAGUUUUUCGCCCGUCAGGUUAAGCAGACACGAGAUUCCCUCCUGAUCCAUUUACAGGACAGAAACCCACAGGUUGCCACAGCUUGCAAAACAACUUUUCGAGCCUGUUCUCCGUAUCUGAAACUGAGAAACGAAAACAGCUUCCGGACAGAAGAAGAUCAAAGGAAUCCCAAACUCUCCAGGCAGCUGAGUCACUAUCAUCCAGAGCUCCUGCAGUUCUUCUACGCAAAUAAAAUUCUGUAAGCGGGAAAGGCAGGAGAAUGGUCCCACACGAGUGUCCUGCGGGGGCCCUUGUGUUCCCUCUGUUUUGUCUCAUUGGAUGCCUCUUCUGCUAGAAAAGAGGAUGUCAGGAGAACAGAUGGGGACAAAAGUAAUACCGUGGAAUUGCAUAAUUAUACCCAAAGUAAAAUUCUAAAUUGCUUUCACAUAUCUCAUCUUCUCCCAAACAAAUUUAAUGAGAGAAUAUUUCCCUAAAAACACAUAAAGUAUAUGCAGUUUUGUUUAGUGCUUAUUUCUCAGCUAUUUCCUUCUUAAGUUCGUUGCUGCCAAACAUCUUGUAUCUCUAAUAUGAAACUUCUGAGCUUAGCGGAAAAAUGGUUACCUUAAUUUUUUWAAAAGUGUAUUUGCUAUUGAUAUUUCACUAUUUGCUAUUGAUGCUUUUUCUUGCCAAGACUUAUUUAAAAUUGGCCAAGAUACCAAGAAAAUAGCUUGCAGGGUAUCUUUAGUUUUUCAUGGUCUUUUUAUGGCAUGGCCUUCAAGAUAUCUUUAAAAAGAACUAGUGAAGAGAAAAAAAAUCUAUGAAGUAUGUGUUGAAAAUCYUCAGGCUGAUAACUUAUGGAAUAAAACAGUAACAUUUAUUGGGAGUGUUUACAAUUUAUCCGACACUAAGAACUUUUUUCAAUUAUUAUUUAAUAUCUAUAUCAACCCUAUGAGAU
This is a messenger RNA of Urocitellus parryii (Arctic ground squirrel), 1889 nucleotides long. It is a transcript of the gene Mro, whose product is annotated as maestro. Gene Ontology annotation, cellular component: cytoplasm. The record is from RefSeq and is a predicted model, not a curated record. Lineage: Eukaryota; Metazoa; Chordata; Mammalia; Rodentia; Sciuridae.